Danaus chrysippus (African queen) is the source of this 2172-nucleotide messenger RNA. The record is from the annotation of a GenBank genome assembly. NCBI's taxonomy places the organism in Eukaryota, Metazoa, Arthropoda, Insecta, Lepidoptera, Nymphalidae.
AUGAUCCACGUGGACGAAACAGAUCCGGUUGGAGAAAUUGAGCCCCCGUUUCCAUGUAGAGAUGUAACUAUCAAGAGGAACAGUGAUGUCAAUGAUUACUUUGAGAUGCUCUCAGAGAUCGGGAGGGGUAAAUUCGGCACGGUAUAUCUCUGUCGUGAGAAGAGUACGGGCUUGGAGCUGGCUGCGAAGCUUGUGUCUGUGAACCGAAGAGAUGAGAGGCGGAAUGUGGAGAGGGAGGUGGAUGUUAUGCGGAGGUUGAGACAUCCGCGACUCAUACAACUGUAUGACGCUUACGAGUGGGGGAAGUGUAUGUGCGUCGUGUUGGAACUAUAUAAUAAUUCAUUUUUCAGGAUCACAGGCGGAGAGUUGUUUGAGCGAGUCAUAGAUGAAGACUUCGUGUUGACUGAACGCGCGUGUACAGUGUUUAUGAGGCAGAUAUGUGAGGGAAUAGAAUUUGUACACAGACAGAACAUACUACAUCUAGAUAUGAAGCCGGAAAAUAUUCUAUGUCUCACGAAAACUGGGAAUCGUAUAAAAAUCAUUGAUUUCGGACUCGCUCGCUUCUAUGAUCCUGAAAAGAAACUACAAGUCCUAUUCGGGACCCCGGAGUUCGUCGCACCUGAAGUGGUCAACUUCGACCAAAUAGGAUACGGAACGGAUAUGUGGUCGGUCGGCGUUAUAUGUUAUGUGUUACUGUCGGGUUUAUCACCGUUCAUGGGUGAAACUGAUAUUGAGACCAUGGCUAACGUAACGAUAGCCAAAUACGACUUCGACGAUGAAGCGUUCAACGAAAUAUCAGAAGACGCGAAGGAUUUCAUAAGAAAACUACUCGUUAAAGACAAAGAGUCUCGGCCGGGGGCUACCGAGUGCUUACGUCAUCCGUGGCUCAUCAAACGGAAUACAAAGAAAGAUGUGCCCAAGAAAAUAUCUCAAUCACCAAAACACGAACUGGACGUCGCUAAAGACAAUCUACGACUGUUCGUUGAGAGAUGGAGCGAGCAUCCGAAUUCGCCUUACGUUUUCGAUAAUCAGUCUCAAGAAAUCAUAUGUCUGGUUAACGCAGAGAGAUCAUCUAUUGGAGGAUGCUCGCCGUCACCAAGAAGUUCUUUAAGCAGUUCCCCUGACAUGGUCUUCGAUGAAGAUGAACUAGAUCCACCGCCGCUGAGAGAUCCAAAACAUACAACCAGAUACAACCCCAUAGAGAGACGAGCCUCCGACAGCAGCUGCUUCCUACAUAAAAAACAAGAUAUAUUCGUUAGAAAAAAUCUAGCCGAAGAAAUUAAGAAACUAUCCGAUCAUCUGUUCAUGUUAUCCACAAUGAAUACCGACCUCGCGAACAAUAAUAGCACCAACGAAAUAGAUAAAAACGUUACCGAAUCAAAAACGCUCAGUAAAGACGAGAAAAUUAUAACCAACGGUUACCAAAACGAUAGAAACAUAACAAGAUCACUAACAAAUGGCAAUACUAGUAGCGAUAAAAAGAUAUUCAUGUCCAAGUCUAGUCAUAGAGUCAAUUCAAGUUUUCUAACAGAGAAGGAAUCUGUUAAACCUAUGACUAGCAAAAUGCCGUGGGUUAAAUCCACGAGGUCGAAAAGACUUACAACCACUAGCAGAGACGUGCCAGAACAACCUAUAGAUAAACGAAGCACUUUCCUAGAAGAAUUUGAUAGAAGACGCGAUAAAAUAGACAAACUAGUUAACGGACAAGAAAAUGGACGACAGAUGCCUUAUAGGCGAGGUGACGAAAAUAACGCGCAUAGAACUAAAGACCUGUUAUUGCACUUGUUAGAAAAAUGGGGGGAAACAGAUGGUAUGGAAGGUGAACGAACAGCGGGUGGUACUUCAACAAGUGGCAGACAUCAAUCCAUAUCAUUAGAAUGGUCGCAGUCAAACCAGCUCGCGCAGAACUCAAUAUCAAGUCUACAAGCUUUCUUCAAACGACAAUCCUCAGACGAGAAAGUCCAAAAAAAUAUAACUGAACGUCUUUCAGCAUCAGCUACGUUGGUGCAUCCUUGGUUGAUUCAGUCCGCUCUGUGUACUGAACUUCACGUGACAAAAGCUAAAUUGAAGAGAUACGUCAUCAAGAAACGUUGGGCGAAGGCCGUAGCCGCUGUCAUCGCACUUAAAAGGAUGGGAGCCAAAUUCGAAGAUAUUCCAGAAGAUAAAAAUUAA